Molecule: messenger RNA, 579 nt
Organism: Spinacia oleracea (spinach)
Lineage: Eukaryota; Viridiplantae; Streptophyta; Magnoliopsida; Caryophyllales; Amaranthaceae
Product: serine carboxypeptidase-like 42
Exons: 6
Coding region: 1-579 (192 amino acids)
Biological process (GO): proteolysis
Molecular function (GO): serine-type carboxypeptidase activity
Source: RefSeq, a predicted model, not a curated record
AUGACAGCUAAGGAUAUGCUCACAUUUUUAGUGAAUUGGUGGCUGAAGUUUCCUGAAUUCAAAUCUCGGGAUCUGUUUCUUACUGGGGAGAGCUAUGCAGGGCACUACAUACCACAACUUGCUGUUGCUGUUGCUGUUGCUGUUGCUGUUGCUGUGUUGGAUAAUAAUGCUCGUUCAAAGAACUCAAAGCUCAACUUGAAAAGACUUUCUAUUGGAAAUCCACUUCUUAUACGAGUUCUUCUGGUCUCAUGGGACCCAUGCAUUCUGAACUACAAUGACAAUGAUGGCAGCUUGGACAUGCUUCCUCUGCUUAAAAGGAUACUCUCGAAUGAUCAAGAUUCUGUAGUGCCACUGAUUGGCUCCCGUACCCUUGUUCGUGAGCUUGCUCAUGACCUUAAAUACAAGGCCACUGUCCCUUAUGCAGCUUGGUUUCACAAAGGACAGGUAGGAGGUUGGGCAACUGAAUAUGGAAACUUACUGACAUUUGCGACUCUGACAUAUGGUACCUUAUGCACAGACAUCAAGGGCUUUGCACCUCUUCAGUUCAUUUAUUCGACUAAAUUAUCCAUGGGUGGUUAA